AUGGCAGCGGCGACUGCGGGCUACGAGUGGAACCGCUCUUCGCCGCUGCGCUCUUCACCCGACACGUCGUCCUCCAUGUACCCCGACCGGCCCAUUCGUCCUCUGCCCACCCGUUCUCUGCGCGCGCGGCUCUCUCCCGAGCAGGCUGAGACGAUAGUGUAUCCGCACAACCCUCCCCCAGCCGUCCCGCUCUUCAACUACCCCUACACGGCCGAGGAGCGCGUUCGCCCCCAUCGCACGGGGGCCAACGACCACCAUGCUUGCCACUGCGGACACACACAUUCCGAGGUGGAGAGCGAGGAGGAAGAGGACGAACGGAAUGGGCCGAUGCCUUCGUCGCCGAGCUACCAGUACAGCAGACACGCGUCUGGCAAGCCGGCGGCGGGCGUGACGGGUGCCUAUCGCAAGCCAGGUUCGCCUUCGUCUUCGGUAGAUGGCUAUGAGUCAUUCGAGAACACAAACAACAAGAAGAAGCGCAAGAUCCCGAACAUGGGCAGCAACGGCUCACACCACGCCAGUCUCUCAGCGGACCUGGCAAGCGUGGGUGUCGCACACGCUCACGAGACAAGCGCCAUGGACGAGGCGGACGGCGCUGGGCGGUAUUGCGGCUCAGCGCCCUCGACACCGCAGCACAACAGCACAACCCCUUCCGGAACAGGCAUCUCGGGCGCAGGCAGAGGGCGUUUCGGCCGCCCUGGCUCGGGACGGCCAGAGAGGCGAGUAUUGGCCAAUUCGACCAAUCUCGCCAACGCCCAGGCAAACAGCAAACGACCCCCGGAGCAAAGCGGCAUCAUCUCGACUGCCAUUGCCAACGCCCAAGCCACCCCGCCACCCCACGGUAACGAGAACGUGAGCCUGCUGCAACAGGAAGCCGCAAAGCAGAGCGCGAACAAGACACAAUUUACCUUUACCUGCGGCUCUGAUUCGGCCAACAAGAUGGUCUGGCCGGGCCAGGAAAAUGGCCAGUAUCCCCAUCCCCCAGGCGCCUACCCCAGCACUGCAGCUGCUCCUGCGCCACACGCCCAGCCUGCUCGCGCCCGCCCUCCCGUCCGCCCAGAUGCUCCAAUGGUGUCUACUCAGGGCACCCAGACCAGCCCAAUCAUGAAUGGUGCAGGAGCAUACCCUCCCCCGCCCCUUCCCAAUGGCACUGCACGUCGGCCAACGGGCCCCCCACCACCACAACAGGUUCCCCCGCCGCGGAAGCCACGUCGUAGUGCGACCAAAUUGUACGAGUACGCCGCCCGCAAACGUCGUAUCCAGCAAGAGUACGCCAAUUUUCACAACCCACCAAGCCAGCCAUGGAUCUGCGAGUUCUGCGAAUACGAAGACAUCUUCGGUCAUCCCCCGAUGGCUCUGAUUCGACAGUAUGAGAUCAAGGACAGGAAGGAACGCAAGCGUCUGGCCGAGAAGCGACGUCUGCUGGAGAAGGCCAGGAUGAAGGGACGCAAGGGCAAGAAGGCGAGCAAAAAGGCGCAGAACAAUGCCAACAACGCUCAGCACAACCAGAACCCCCCUCCUGGUGGCUACGACCGCCGCGACGACGAAGGUUCAUUAGACCCUCAAGACGAGUAUUACGAUGACGAUUACGACGACCAAUCCAUCACUACUUGUCCCCACGGCUGCCAGCACCAUGUGCACCCCUCCCAUCCACCUCCGCAGAAGGUGCCGGGAUUGCCUCCGGGCGAUCCCCGAGUGGGAGGGCCGCCCGUGACCAAUGGCGCCUAA
This is a messenger RNA of Pyrenophora tritici-repentis Pt-1C-BFP, 1725 nucleotides long. RefSeq lists its product as uncharacterized. The record is from RefSeq and is a predicted model, not a curated record. Lineage: Eukaryota; Fungi; Ascomycota; Dothideomycetes; Pleosporales; Pleosporaceae.